AUGAACGGAAUCGCUGGUUUCGGUAUCGGAGUGGCUGCCGCUGGAGCAACGGCGAUCGCCGAGAUUCAGUUUGGAGACUACAUUUUCCCCGCUUAUGAUCAGCUCGUCAACGAGGCCGCCAAAUUUCGCUACCGAUCCGGAAACCAGUUCGAUUGUGGAAAACUGACGGUCCGAACGACGUGGGGUGCCGUCGGACACGGUGCACUCUAUCAUUCGCAGAGUCCAGAAGCCAAUUUCACGCAUACGCCUGGAUUGAAGCUCGUCGUGCCACGUGGCCCAAUCCAAGCGAAAGGACUGCUGCUCUCGUGCAUCCGCGACCCGAACCCAUGCAUCUUCUUCGAGCCAAAAAUCCUGUAUCGCCUGGCGGCUGAAGACGUGCCGACUGGGGACUACACGAUUCCAUUGGGACAGGCUGAAACCGUACGCACUGGAAACGAUUUGACACUGGUCGCAUGGGGAACCCAAGUGCACGUGGCACUCGAAGCGGCUCAAAUGGCAAAAGACAAGUUGAGCGCCGAUGUGGAGGUGAUCGAUUUGCAGACGAUUCAACCGUGGGACGAGGAUCAUGUUGUGGAGAGUGUCCAAAAGACUGGACGCCUCAUCGUCACCCACGAAGCACCCAUUUCGUCUGGAUUCGGAGCAGAGAUUGCGUCGACUGUUCAGUAA
Molecule: messenger RNA, 666 nt
Organism: Caenorhabditis briggsae
Lineage: Eukaryota; Metazoa; Nematoda; Chromadorea; Rhabditida; Rhabditidae
Gene: Cbr-tag-173
Product: Protein CBR-TAG-173
Exons: 6
Coding region: 1-666 (221 amino acids)
Biological process (GO): branched-chain amino acid catabolic process; response to nutrient
Molecular function (GO): catalytic activity
Source: RefSeq, a predicted model, not a curated record